AUGCUCGCCACAAACCCCAUCACCAUUAAUAUCCACGCCGAACUCCACAACCCACCCCAACAACCCAAACAACAGCCAGAAGACGACCAGCACUCCGAGCACCACAUCCCCCAGGAUGAAACCACCAACCAGCUCCCCAUCCAGAACGGCAAUCCAAGCACCACCAAGCUAACCAGCACGCAGCCAGACAACAGCCAGCCAACUGUCUACCAGAUCCCGCCAACCGAACCAAACAGCGCUGCCCAUCCUUCCAAGCCUCCGGUGUCCUCGGACGACGAUCAGCUGGACUCAUUCCUCUCCAAAGACAACCCCACCACCCCCCUCAAGCUCAACAGCACCACGCCUGCCCCAACUACCACCCCCACUACGCCAGAGCCACCUAAGGACAAGAAGAACGAGCCCGCUCCGGUCCGGUCUACCGACACCCCCGCCUCCGCCGCGCUCCCCAACAGCACCGAUGCCGGACUCGCCCAGCCGAACACCCCCGAUGGCCUGGCCCCGCCCCUCGCCAAGGAUAACAUCACCUCGCUCCCCGUCAAGGCCAACAACACCCCGCCGGCUGAAGUAGGGCUCCCCCAGCCGGACACCACCAGGCAGAAGCCGGACGACAACUCGGCCUCGUUCCUGUCCAAGGAUAACGUCACUUCCCUCCCGUUCAAGUUUAACAAUACUGGUGGAGCCACUCAGCCGGACAAGAAAGCUAGCACGGAUGAUAACUUGGCCCCCUUCCUGGCCAGCGAUAACGUCACCUCGUCUUCCCUUCCGUUCAAGUUCAACAACACCGGAGCGAAUCAGCCGGACAAGAAAACUAGCACGGAUGAUAACCUGGCCCCCUUCCUGGCCAGCGAUAACGUCACCUCGUCUUCCCUUCCGUUCAAGUACAACAACACUAGUGCAGCCACUCAGCCGGACAAGAAGACUAGCACGGACGAUAACUUGGCCUCGUUCCUCUCCAAGGAUAACGUUACUUCCCUCCCCUUCAAGUUCAACAACACUAGUGCAGCCACUCAGCCGGACAAGGAAACUAGCACGGAUGAUAACUUGGCCCCCUUCCUGGCCAGCGAUAACGUUACGACGUCUUCCCUUCCGUUCAAGUUCAACAACACUGGAGCCGCUCAGCCGGACAAGAAGACUGGCACAGACGAAAACUUGGCUCCCUUCUUGUCCAGCGAUAACGUCACCUCGUCCUCCCUUCCGUUCAAGUUCAACAACACCGGAGCCGCUCAGCCGGACAAGAAGACUAGCACGGACGAUAACUUGGCCUCGUUCCUCUCCAAGGAUAACGUUACUUCCCUCCCCUUCAAGUUUAACAACACAGGAGCCGCCCAGCCGGACAAGAAGACUGGCACAGACGAAAACUUGGCUCCCUUCUUGUCCAGCGAUAACGUCACCUCGUCCUCCCUUCCCUUCCAUUUCAACAAUACCGGAGCCGCUCAGCCGGACAAGAAGACUAUUACGGACGAUAACCUGGCCUCGUUCUUGUCCAAAGAUAACGUUACUUCCCUCCCGUUCAAGUUUAAUAGCACUAGUCCUGUCGAUCCGGACAAGAAAACUGGCACGGAUGACAACUUGGCAUCGUUUUUGUCCAAGGAUAACGUCACUUCCCUCCCGUUCAAGUUCAACAAUACUGGAGCAAAUCAGCCGAACAAGGAGCCGAAUACGGCAGAUAACUUGGCCUCGUUCUUGUCCAAAGAUAACGUUACUUCCCUCCCGUUCAAGUUCAACAACACCGACGUCGGGGCUGCCCUGACAUCAUCCAAGUUGAACUCAACCGACGACGAUAAACUCAACCAGCCUUCGUCGUUGAUGAAUGCGACGCUAACUUCGGCUCCGUUCAAAUAUAACACGACCGGCGGUGGCACUCUCGACCAGGCUAAUGCCACUCUACUCUCUCUUCCCAUCACGGCUGACCACAACGCUACUGGUGUGGCUCAUCUGAACGGCAGCGAGUCUGGAACCAGCUUGACCGCAAUCGGUCUAGAUGCGGAUAAAACCAACGCCACCUUGGCAUCCAACACCUUCCAGCUCAACUCGACCGCGGGCACCCUGCUCCAGAACAAUGUCUCUACGGACAACGCCGUCCUGUCAUCGCCCCCGUUCAAGUACAACAGCACUACUCUCAACUCUGCAGCAGAUGCUAACAGCACCAAUACCACCACCGCCACACCUGCGUAUACUCCUAGCGAACACAGCAAGCCUGCACCAGCCUUUGUUCCCGUCACCUCCCUGUUCACUAACCCACGCCCGGCCGAGCCAGUCAAUACAACGACCGCCGCCCCGGUCGUUGAGAACUCGCUACCUUCUGCUGGUACACCACCCAAGAAAGCCACAUCCACCCCCUUCCCGUCCAGCUGGCCGCGAUACAUCGUGCCGACAAAUGCACCCAGCUCGGCGCCUGCGAACUCGACACUGAUCUCGAUCCUGUUCACCGAUGCGCUCAACUGGCCCUGGAUGGUCACCAACUCCAACGCCUCCUCCCAGGUGCUCGUCUUCAUGCCCGAGUUGAUCGCGGCAACCCUGCAGAUCCCUGAGGACCAGGUGGUGACCCAGUCCUUGCAAGCCUACCAGCCCGCUAACUUCAAUCCGAGUAACGAGGCCAGCAUGCUGACCCUCUGGCUAGGCUACAUUCCUAGCCAGUACGUCGGCCAGCUGCAGGCCAUGAUCCACGCUCCGCAGAGUCGCUUUUACACCAACGCCAACUCGGUCUUGAGGGCCUUGGCCCAAACUGUCAACCCUUCGCUACCUAUCUCGACGUAUGAGAAGAAGAUCCCCGCGAGUCAAGCGGCAGUGAACCCGACGGCCACCGAUGAAGGGGAUGCGCCGGCGACGAACCAAGGGCAAAAGAUAGCGGUGAUAGCAUCAGUGACGACGUGUGGAGCUGCGAUCCUUGCGAUCGGGCUAGUGAUAGCGGCGCGGCAGUCGCGGCGACGGAUGGUGGGACGGUCCCAACCGGGCUCGUCGUCGAGUCUGCGGAUCGGGGCGCCGAUGAUCGGCAGUUUCCAGCGCGGACAGGACGGCCGGCCGGUUCCGAACCGGCACGCCUCGAUGACCCAGGUCUCCUCGGCCCUGCCCGUCUCGCCUCACAUGGGCGGAGGAGGAGGAGGCAGCUCGGAGACGGACUCGUACGUCCGGCACGAGUUCGGCCAGGCUAGGACCACCUCGCUUAUCCAGCACCCCUUCCAGAGCUCGGCGGAUAGUCGGAUCAGCUGGUGGGGCAGGAUGAGCGGCAUCCUUGGUGGCGGUGCUGGGGCUUCCCAGUCUCGCCACGAGGACCAUUCCGGGAACGCCGACCACACUAACCUCUCCUUCGAGUCCGCCGUCGACGCCUUCCAUUCCCCGCCCUCCCCCGCUGCUCACCCCCCCUCUCAGCGUCACAACCCUCAUUCGAGGAGAGUCCAGAUCACUCGCGGGGCUGAUGGACUUGUCUCCGGCAUCGGCAGACCCGUCAUGAAGGAAAACUCGCUGUUCUUUUAA
Messenger RNA from Puccinia triticina, 3474 nucleotides. RefSeq lists its product as uncharacterized. Bases 1 to 3474 code for a protein of 1157 amino acids. Gene Ontology annotation, biological process: establishment of cell polarity; hyperosmotic response; signal transduction involved in filamentous growth. Lineage: Eukaryota; Fungi; Basidiomycota; Pucciniomycetes; Pucciniales; Pucciniaceae. Gene Ontology annotation, cellular component: cell surface; plasma membrane; site of polarized growth. The transcript is spliced from 5 exons. The record is from RefSeq and is a predicted model, not a curated record. Gene Ontology annotation, molecular function: osmosensor activity.